Messenger RNA from Corythoichthys intestinalis (scribbled pipefish), 12886 nucleotides. RefSeq names its product NACHT and WD repeat domain-containing protein 2-like. The coding region runs from base 3978 to 8189 and encodes 1403 amino acids. Lineage: Eukaryota; Metazoa; Chordata; Actinopteri; Syngnathiformes; Syngnathidae. The record is from RefSeq and is a predicted model, not a curated record. Gene Ontology annotation, molecular function: protein binding. The transcript is spliced from 5 exons.
GACGCCAAUUGACAGCUUCACGAACGGGAGAAUGAGUGGUAAGCCUAAGUCCAGCAUUGUGAUUUUUUCAUUUGAGAGAAUGCGAUUACAUGGUUGUAUAUUUUUCCAUGCUCUCCACAUAGCUAAAACUGGAUAUUAGGUAAUGGGACAGCUCUAACCGAUCUAAAUAUGGUAAAGCUAGCCCAAAUGUGGCUAAAUGAAUGAUAUGUUAUUGAUUUUUCAAAAUAAAUGACAAAACGAUUUUAUUUUCCAGGUGUUGCUGUAAACCGUCAAGUAAUUACCCUUCCAAGAGUAUGCCUUUGUCUUCAGGAGAUCCCAGACGUGAGAGCCAAACUUGAGGAGGCUGAAGCACUGACAGGGGUAUGAAUUACAUUAAAAAUAAAACCAUAAAUUGUAAACAACAUUGACACAUUUUGUUGACGGCUUAAUGUAUUCUACUGGUAUAUAAUAUAUUGUAAUUAUAUUACAUUCUGAAAAAAUAUUCAAUAGGCCACAAUAAUAAAUGAUACCAGAUUUAUGUUGAAUCAGCAUCAGCUUUCGCUGUCAGAUUGUGACACAACAUAUAAGCUAAGUUAUACCAAGCACACAUCAAAGAACAUAAAUUUAGUAAGCAACACAAAGUUAGGAUAGCAACGGACUAGCGCAACAUUGAAAAAUGAUAAUGGCAGUGGGAAAUAUGUAUUUACUCUUUUCUGUAGCAUUAAGUGUUCUCUAUACAAAGAUGAAGCAUUAUCAUUAAAAUAUGAAGGUAACUAGAUUUGUCUUUUUAAAAAUGUGUACUGUAUAUAUGACUAGUUUAUGAUUUCAUGUCAUCAAAAUUUGCUACAUUUAUUUUUCCUGAGUCAUCGUCAUCUGAUGUCGCAGACGGAAGAAAUUCAGCAUCUGGCAGGCCUCAUAGGAUCUCUUCAGUCGUCAUCGCUGGACACCACAUCACUUGGGUCAUCAUAUGACUCGACCCACUCUCUCUUGAUUUUGGGAAACUGGGUGGCGACUGACUUGCAACGCUUUUUUUCAUCGUGUUCAGCGUUUCCGCUGCUUAAUUUUUUAUGUUUGGCUUCCUGGAGAAAAAAAAAAAUCACAGCAGCAUGAUAAUAUUGGAUGAAUCCUAAUUUUAUUUUAAUAAUAAUUUCUUGGUGAUAAAAUAAUAAUGCCCCAGUCAAAGCAGCCAAGGACCUAUUUGGUGCUAUGGACAUUUGAAUUUACAUAAUACCUACUGAUAUAGUAAUAAAAUCACAUGAGUAGACCUGUCAGCAAACCUAUCUACUUAUGACAGGGCAACAGCAACAACAAAAAAAUGUCGCGCUUCAACAAACAGGCAGUAGGAGUCCCCCUCGUUUAUCAACAGAAGUGCAUCAAAUUUUAGAAUCAUAAAAGCCGUUAAGGGUCUCUACUUACGUCUUUGUAAAACCAAGGUUCCAGUUACAGGUUUUCAAAGCUGUCGUGGCUGAAAUGAUGAAAACAAUGAGCCGAUUGGGGACCUGUAUGCAUGCUCACAAAAACGGUCCAAACCUUUGCAGGAAAAGUUUUUUUUGGACCACUCAUAGAGUCUCGAGUCUUCCUGUGAGCAAUUCAUUGCUACACAUCGAGAUGGCAUGACGAAUUCCGCAAGUAAAACCAGAAAAUGUUUGCAAUAUAUGGCGUGGAUAGCGUGGUGCUAUAUUUCCAUGUUCAGAGUGGUGGCGAGGCUCCCUGGAAGUUACGUCAUCAGGUAGCGGUCGGCAGGGCGGCGCGUCCCUCGUUGCGAUGGUGUUGCUAUGGCCAUAACUCAAAAACUACGCGGUCAAUUAUUUUUUUUUUUUUUUUUAAUGUGACUUUUUGAGACAGCGAAUGAUGCAUUUAAUACAAUUCAACUGAGUAAAACUAGUGAUGCACGAUAAUGCAUUUUUCAACCGAAACCGAUAACCGAUAAUUUCCUCCUCAUUCCAACCGAUAACCGAUAAUGUCAAGCCGAUAAUUCUAUUAUAAGAUUUAUGUAAAAUUUUAAAGUAUACACAAAAGAAAAUAUUACUGUGCAAAAAUAUAAUUUAUUGCUCUUUUUUUCAACAUAAAGUAUGAACAAGUCGUCAAUUCAAACAUCUAAAUAAUGACAGAUUGUCUGACAUUGUGUAAUGGUAAACCUUUGGCAACAAUUACUUACAGAGUAAAUACCUAAAUUGCACAAAAAUGCGUUUAAAAGUAAGCCAUUCCUAACAUAUAUAACAUUAAUCCGCUGCAAAACACACCUCCUUAAAACUAGUCAGUUUUAAGUGUAAAUCUAUUGGCAAUAAGUGAAAUUAUCUGCGAUCGCUUCAAGUGUAUUUCGCUCAGAUUUCUUGGAAGAAAAAUAGCUAGCUAAAAAUAAUCUUAACAGCCUUGUUUUAAGCAAUACAUUAUUAUACUUAAUCCUAAAAAAAAAAAAAAAAAACUUGAAGAAGGAAAGAUUUUGAAUAAUAUUUGUGGCUACAGAAUAUUGAUUUAAGAAUUUGAUUAUCUACUGUGACUGUAAUUGAGCAGAGAAAUAAGUUAAAUAAUUUGAAAAGUGAUUGCUAAUGUUAUAUGCUUUGUUGCACACUGUGAAAAUGAUUACCUCAAAAGAGCGAGAUGUCAUGUACCCAUUCUGUAGCGCUUUGUUUACAUUUGCGGCUUUCACGACAUUUGCGUUACAGCAGCUAAACUGCUACACGACAGUACUAUUUGGACGGAGUUGGAGCUCGCAACCGCGUGCGUGUUGUUUUGUGCCUGAGUUUUAUUAAGCCGAAAAUAAAGGCAGCGUUACAAAGUCAUCUGACCGAUCGUCAUUUCACAUUCUGAAUGCAUUAUUGACUGGCUGACUUCGUUUUCUCCAUGUUUAAAUUAUCUUAUAACCACUGUGCCGUCAUGAUAAGCUUGCUUACCGGACAUCACUUUUUCAUGAAGAAUGGUGGUCGUAUAAACUGCAUUAUUUAUUUUAUCCAGGGCUUUGGUUCUCAGGUCAUUAAGGUAAAAAAAAAAAAAAACAUGUCUCGUCUCGGCGGCAGCGGCAGCUACAUUCGUACCGGAUAAUCCGCCCGCCCCGGCCGGUUCGCCGCGGAGUAUUCGGGUCCUGGCUCUGCUCGCACGCCGUGGGGGAACGCUCGAGAUACCGGGGUGUUCGCCGGAGGUCCAGAGGCCGGGGAACUGGGCUCGGCCCGCCCCGCCCCGCCUAUGGCGAGGCGGCGGCGGCUUGCCGGACUGGCCAGAGCGGCGGGCUCCGUCGGAAGACGGCUACUUGCCGACUAUCGGUCUCCAGUAGUGGCGGUGUUUAGCCUUAGAUGCGAAUUUACCACCCGCCUUGGGCUGCAUUCCCAAACAGCCCGACUCUGUAUCGUCACAAGCCCUGUAGUUUAACUUAGUGUUUACAAUAGCUUUAGCAUUCCUGCUUGCAGCAGCCUCGUAUUUGUUCCAAAAUUCUUUGUGAUGCAUUUUUAAAUGGCUGCUGGGUUAGUGGUUUUGAAUGAGGACGCGUUCUUUCUGCCUCGUGGAACUUCUAUGGUACAUGUUUCGCAGAUGGCGAGAGCGUCGUUUUUUUUAGUAACAGCCGCCAUAAUAUUCAACUACUUCUUGGGUUGAGGAGGCGGCUUGCUGAAUUCUUUGGUUGCACAUAUUUGGAGGCAAAAUCAAGUAUAUAAUUAUCGGAUUGCAUUAUCGGUUCAAUUUUUUUCUUAUCUGGAUUAUCUGUGUGACGUCAUAAUUGCCAUUAUCGGCCGAUAAUUAUCGGUGACCGAUAUUAUCGUGUAUCUUUAAGUAAAACACUCAAGAGUGAAAUCCGAAAAGCUCUUCAGUUGCCCUUUAAACACACACUCAGACAACUAGUUGUCUAAAGUGGACAUGAAUUAAAUAAAAUGAUUUCGGACAAAAGGCAGAUUCCAGGCUUCCUUGAUUGAAAGGCAAUAACACUUUGUGUUUUUGACUGAAAAACUAGUGCCAGAGCAGUGUAGCCAUGUGAUAACAAGUUGUGUGUGGAUUUUUUUUUUUUCGUUAUGAUUGUUCUCUCACAGGACACUUUUCCUAGCUCCGCCGGAUUAAGAUCGUCACCAAGUGAAAAAGAUUUAUUCUCCGAUCUGAUUGACAACUUCCUACAAGGUCUCAUCGACUCCUGCCAACUUGAGGCAUACAUACGCACUACGGAGUGUGACCCCCGUCAUGGUUACACCACAGCCCGCAGGCAUGCGUAUGCAGAGCUGCUCUCCCAUCAGGUGUAUUUGGACCUGAUGAGAUUGACUGACCACAUCAAAGAUUGUAGAGAAUUUUCUAGCUGUUACCUCACCGCUUUGGCACGGGAGCAAGUCGAACAGGAGGAACUGUGUGACACCUUGUCGAGGUUUUACAUCCUCAAAAGGUCAGAGAUGGAAGAGAUCCAAGCCUACGUUCUUCAGAGCGACCACCGGCGUCCACUUGUGCUGACUGGAGGUCCUUGUGCAGGGAAGUCAGUGCUGCUAGCUCACUGUGCUCACCAGAUGAAGUCCUGGCUGCAUGGCGUUGAUCCUGCUGUGAUUACCUUUUUCACCAGCUUUCCAUACCUCCCUUCCCCAGAACGCCUGCUGUCCAUCUUGAGUUAUCGAAUCCUCAGGAGUUAUGACCAUUCAUCAUAUUCACAGGAAACCUGCUUUGGAAUCAUGUCAGGCCAUCACCAAGAUGCUACGGAGCCCAAAGAUUUAAGUCAUCUGAACCUAAGCACCAUGUUUAAGGCAAUCAAAAACCCUGACAUCAGCCUAUAUGAAAGAACAGAACAUUUUUGCUCGCUUCUUUCAUCACUGCCCUCUUCCAAAAAACCACUAGUUCUGAUCCUGGAUGGUAUGGAUCAGUUGGGGCAGAACUUUGCUAUCCAAAUCAUCAAGAGCCUGCCCUCCCCUAUUCCUGCCACAGUCAAAAUCAUCCUAGGAAUCUCUUGCUACCAAACCCAACUAAUGCAGGUUAUCAAAAUACAAUACCCAGAGUGCAGUGCACCGCUCGGUGAGGAGCAGCUGGGCUCUGUGGAUCUACUGCUGGGCGUUGUAGACCGGAAGCAAUGUUUGGAGAUGCUAAUGUCACUGCUGAGCAACUCUGAGAGGAGCGUGACCUCAGGGCAGCUAGCACUGGUCAACCAGGCCCUGACUUCCUGUUGUCUCACCCUCUAUAUCCGGCUAUUACACUUUCACACAUCACUCUGGUGCUCAGAUGCAGAGGUGUCGCAUCUCCCUGACGGGGUCCACUCAUUUAUUGCUGCCCUGCUGGAUCACUUGGAGCAUAAAUUUUCUUCCUCUGUGGUGACUCGUGCCGUUUCUUACCUCAACCUCUCCAAAGUUGGGCUCACAGAGGCAGAACUUGCAGAUCUUUUAUCCAGAGCGCAUGCCAAUCAGGUCACACAAAUAGAUGUGGAGAGACUGCUUCUAGAUCUGAAGGACUUUCUCAUCAGAAGGACUGUCAUGGGAUGUCAUGUUUUAUCUUGGGUGAGCCGACAUUUUGGAAUUGUCGUGGCUAAGACUUAUUUAGACUCAUGUGAGGCCAGGAAGGAGAUUCAUUCAGAAAUGGCUGAUUAUUUUAUGAGUGGAUGGAAUGCAUGUCUUGAAAAAUCGAGCAAAGAUGAGGCCAGCAUGCAAAAAAUAGAGCAGCAGUCACUCUGGGACGCUCUCUGUGGGAGAGAAGCUGUGGAAAUGAUGCAUCACUUAGAAGAAAGCAAGAGAGUGGAGUUGAGAUAUAAUGUGUUGAUGUCAUGGAGGUUCCAGCAUGUUCUGGUGAAAGCUGGUCUCCUGGCAGAUCUAGUGACCAUGUUGAGGCAGGAAGAUGGAUCUUGGGCUAAUCAUAGGGUAUGUGCUCUUCUGGCAAGCAUACUGGCAUUCUCAUCGUGCUUCCUGCAAAGCUCCCCACUGGAGCUGCUUACCUUGAUGGAGACAAGCCUCCUCCCAUAUGUGGAGCUCUUUCCUGCACUUAGAGUUUAUGUCAAUGAGAUGAGAUUGGAAAGGAGGACAAGAAGCUGCAGAUUGGCAGUGGUGCUUUCUCCCGCUCCUGACACUGUCGCCCAUCUUCGCCAUCUCCAGUGUGACGGCGGACCGAAACGGCGCACGGUGAGCGCUGCAGGGACACAGCUUGGGUCACUCGCUAUUGUCAUGUGUGAUGGCUCUGCAUGGACAUGGGACGGCUCAGGCUUUGGUCUAGUACGACUUUCGCCGAGCUCUGAGCAGGAAAUCAAGUUUGUAGGGGUAAAAAGCAGCCAGCAAUUCGUCUUGUUUCGGACUCCAUGCAACAAACUGUUAUUGUGUGAUGUCACUGCUCCAGAAAUCCUUGAGGAGGUCAAAGCCUCACAAACAUUGAACAUGUUAGAAGGCUUUGUGGCGUUUGAGAAACAGUUUUGUGUGUGGUGGAAGCAGGACAACAUUGUUGGGCUGUUUGACGCCUCCAACAGAACUCUGACCAAUUUGCAGUGUCCAAGCUACGUAACCUGUGCGGUUUUCUGCUCUCAUGGUUCCUAUAUUUGUUGUGGCCAAGAGGAUGGCACUGUUUCUAUAUUUGACAUAGCCAGUCAUAGCCUCCGUUGCUCCUGUUCAAACUCAAACCAUAGUGCGAUUGUGUCGAUAAUCAUCUGUGAGGAUGAACAUGAAAUGGCGUGUGUUGAAAAGUCAGGAGGUAUAAAAUUAUGGAACAUUUCUGACAAAAUGCAAACGCCGAGACUUGUGAAAGAAGCCUCUGAUGGGAGCCAGUUCAAGAACAUGGUCAAUACUGAGUACUUGCCUGAAUUUAGUAGGUUAUUGGUAUGUCAUUGUAACCAGGUCACAGUGUGGGACACAUCUGAGUGGGAGAGGUACGACCACUUCUUGGCUCCGCAGGACCAAACAUUCGUUCAAGCUGUGUUCUCCCAGGAUGGACACCAUUGCCUGGCAUGCCUCGAGGCCUAUACCCUGGUGUUGGUGUGGAGGGUCCGCACAGGGCAGUGCAUUCUCUCCUUAGAUGCCAAAACCCAGCCUCAUACACUUCUCACAACCACCUCCGAUAUUGUUUGCGUCACUGACAAUGGCUGCCUUCUUGUUUGGGAUGCCCAAAUGGUUUUUGUUGCUGCUGAAGCUCCAAAAAUGAAAUGCGGGGUGAUGGAUGUGAUGGUUGAACAAACAGGUGGUUGGUUCUACACAGUAGAUGGGACAGACACAGUGUGGAGUUGGAGCUUAGAGACAGGUCUGCCCCAUGCAAACUUCCUGCAUGAUCGUCCUGUGAAAAGGAUACGUCUUAGUCAGGACGGCAAGACCCUUGUGACACUUUCGGAUGAAGAUAUAUACAUUUGGCAUACAGAUACGGGGCAGAAUCUACUACGUAUCGGUGGGAGCGGAGCUAAAGAUGUUCAUAUCACGCCCAAUUGUAAAUUUGGUGUAAGUAUUUGCGAGCAGGGACUGUCCCGGGUUUGGAAAAUGGUGCACGGGGGCGUUGUGUGCAGUAUUCACUUGUACCUUUCUGAUGCACAGGUGUCGCCUGAAAGCACCUUUCUCAUUGGCCUUCAUGGCAGAGACCUGUUGGCUGCCAGCCUGUGGUCGGGCAUAAUUAGCAAAAGCUUCCUGAGAGCAGAAAGCUCUGAAAAUGUUGUCGCUUUCCGCACACUUUCCCAACAUGCCGAUUUCGUGGCCGUGAUAGUAGCAUCAGGUGGGGUCUACACAUGGAAGAUGUCCGAUGACACAGUGUGCAGGCACUUUCAGCUGCCAGGAAUGUUUUACUGUCAGCCACAAAACUUUCAGAUGACAUCAAAUGGGAGCUUUGCAUUGUUGUCUAUCGAUCAUGAAGCUAUCACCCUCUUAGACGUGUCUCACGUCAGGUUGUGCUCAUUUAAAGCUGAGGGUUCUGUAAUAAAAGCCUGCAUGGAUGAAACUGGAUCUUAUAUUGCUUACAUAUCACAGCAAACAAGUCAAGAGAGUCAGAGAUGUGCCUGUCCUCAGCAUGCACAUCCCAUUCUCAAUGUGGUGCAACUCUCGGAUGGAAAGAGAGUUGGCAGGGUGUUUCUGGGUAAGGAUCCGUCGACUAUGCUUGUGAACGGACAGCAGUGUGUGUUUGUUGGGUUUCGGGAUGGGUCAGUAGGUGUGUAUUCUAUUUCUGGGUCCUUGACAGAUGUCGAGAAAGGCAGACGGUGCAGAAAAUUCAGGAGUCAUUUAAAGGACUGCUGUUCCUACUCAGUACCACUGAGGUGGGUUCCCCUAGAAACACCUAAUGUUAUAUGGCCUUGUAGCAUUGAUUGAUUAAAUAUGUAACACAGAUCAUAGAUUUGUAACCGAAGUUGUAAUUGUGUGACUCGAUUCACAAAUGCGUAACUAAAGUCAUGAAUGUGUACUUCAUGUGUUUUGUGAAUACCGGACUUGUGGAGUGAAUGUGGUUUUAUACAUAUGGUUCGACCCUGACCUGGACUAGGGAGAUCAGAUCAUGUCGUGCGGUGCGGUCCAAUGCAACACUCGUACAGCGCCACAGACUCCCACCCUCCUUCCUGCUAAGUAUUGUGACCAAACAACUGUUUUUUUUUUUUUGUCACCAGUGCAGCUGGCGUUUGGUACUUAAAGUUAACGAUGAUUGACAGGUUUGUAGCUUUGAUCUGGCCAGAGAACACUUGGUAGCUCUACGAUCAAAGGCACAAAUGUGUUAAGCAUCGUUAAGCUUGUUACUGUAAUGCGUGGCAGGGCAGGAUGCGUGCAUAAAAAGUAAAAAAGAGAGCGGACUUCCACUUAUACAUUAUUAUCACAAAAAAAAUAAUAAAUCCAGCCUGGAGUACAACGGUCCAUGUACACGCGGUCAUAAUUGACUUCAACAAAAAACGAGUAGCAAGAGAAGAAGAAAACGAACAUAAAUAAUCACGCAGGCCUGCCUGUUCAAUCACGUGGCGUAUUUAAGGCACCGUAAAAAAAGAAGUGUUUGACAUAGAGCACUGCCCUCAAGAUGACUCGAAAGCGCAGAUUUUUACCUCUCUCCCAGUUGUUAUUUGGCACCGAUUGACCACAGAAAACCGGAGAUAUGAUCUUUUUAAUUUCAUAAUAGGAACUAUAAAGGAACUAUUUAACUAUUCAAACUAGGAAAUAUUUUCUCCACUAGCGGGCACUCAUGCUCUUUGGAUGAAUGAUGCUUCAGUUCUGUUGAUUUUGUUUCUCUCGACAGAAUUAUCUUUUUUGUAUUUCUUUGGCAAAAAGUAAUGUUAAUGUAAUAGGUUAUAGUACAGUAUAAUCAGGGGUGAAGUGGCUAGAAUUUCUUGCCGGAACUCCCUGACAUAUAGUUCGGCACGGAGCCCUAACCUCCUAAAACCACCGAAAUGCUAAAACUGCUUUUGGUACAGUUAUAAAUAUAACACACAAUAAAACACAACAGGUUUCACACAUACAGUGGUUAGCAAGUUCCCCUCACAGUUCUGAGAUUCAAUCCCGGGCUCCGGCCUUCCAGUGUGGAGUUUGCAUGUCCUCCCCAUGCCUGCGUGGGUUUUCUCCUGGUACUCCGGUUUCCUCCCACAUCUCAAAAACAUGCAUGUUGGCUGAUCAAGCACUCUAAAUUGUCCCUAGGUAUGACUGUGUGCGCCUCCUUGUGCCCUGCGAUUGGCUGGCAACCGAUUCAGGGUGUACCCUGUAUACUGCCCAUACUGCAGUUAGCUGGGAUUGGCUCCAGCGCCCCCGUGACCUUCAUGAGAAUAAGCGGCUCAGAAAAUUAAUGAAUUAAUUAAUAGGUUUCACACGUGCAUUAGGCUGCUGCAUUACACUGGAAAAAGGCAUAUAUGAGAAACUGAUUUCCAUUCAAAAUUGUAUUUUUUCACUGAUUUACAAAAUUCCAUCUAAAACUCCAUCUAAUUUUUAUAUUUCCUCAAAUCUAAAAGCAAAACCUAAAUUUUAACUAUUCAAGAACAUAAGAUGUACUUUAAAAUUCAAGAUAAUAGAAACAAAUACUUUAAAAAAAAAAAAAAAAAGAUAUAAAUAACAUACAUUAAAAACUUCCAUUUUGGGAGUCCGAAGUCGAGGCAGCAAAAUACAAAACGGCUCGCAGAGGUGCACUUGACUUGCCUGGCGCCAUUACCCGUUGGCUCACAGACGCCCCCCUUCUGUGUGGCAGAGUACUAUCCGCCGCAACCUGAGCCUUUUUAGUGCAGUUUUAUUUCUCCUCACAGAAACUAAAUAUGUCACUAACAAACAUUAAACUUUAAGGGUUGAAGACAUCAGGAAAGGAAAGAAAAUCAGGUCAAAUAAACAUAUCUGCAAAUAUUAUGGCAACAUGCAGAUAGACGGCAACCAGUACGCCCCAAUUGCAUGUAUCGCAUCUAUGUACAGUGGGGCAAAUAAGUAUAUAGUCAAACACCAAUUGUGCAAGUUCUCCUCUUGAAAAGAUUAGAGAGGCCUGUAAUUGUCAACAUGGGUAAACCUCAACCAUGAGAGACAAUGUGGGAAAAAAAACAGAAAAUCACAUUGUUUGAUUUUUAAAUAAUUUUUUUCCAAAUUAGAGUGGAAAAUAAGUAUUUGGUCACCUACAAGCAAGCAAGAGUACUGGCUGUCAAAGAGGUCUAACUUCUUCUAACGAGGCUCCACUCGUUACCUGCAUUAAUGGCACCUGUUUUAACUCAUUAUCGGUAUAAAAGACACCUGUCCACAAUCUCAGUCAGUCACACUUCCAAACUCUGCUAUGGCUAAGACCGUGCUGUCGAAGGACACCAGAGACAAAAUUGUAGAACUGCACCAGGCUGGGAAGACUGAAUCUGCAAUAGGUAAAACGCUUGGUGUAAAGAAAUCAACUGUGGGAGCAAUUAUUAGAAAACAGAAGACAUACAAGACCACUCAUAAUCUCCCUCGAUCACCCCGUGGCGUCAAAAUGAUAACAAGAACGGUGAGUAAAAAUCCCAGGACCACACAGGGGGACCUAGUGAUUGACCUACAGCAGUGCUUCUCAAUUAUUUUCUGUUACGCCCCCCCAAAGAAGACGUAAAUGUUUCGCGCCCCCCAACUCUGCCGCCACUGUAAAUAGUGUCAUGUCUAUAAUAUGACUAUUAUAAGUACGCCGCUACCUAACAUUGUGUCCUUUUUUUCUAUUAAAGAAAAAAAGUAACAGAUCAACUUAUAAUAAAGUAUAACUUUAUUAAAAAAAAAAUUUUUGCCUGAAUUUAAAAAAAAAAAGUCACAUCCAAACUAAAAAUACACACAAGGUACAUUUUUGACCAUUGGAUACUGAAAAAUAAAAUGUAAUAAAAUCAGUAAACAAUAACUAAUUCAAAUUGAUUAGAAACAUUAACUAAUGAGGACAAUAUGCCAAAAAAUUUGACCGAAAAAACAAAACUGAAUAGAAGAAGGGGAAAAAAGUGUCUUUGGACAGAAGAAUAGUUUUUAUUUUCGCUGCUCACAGUAUCACCUCCUUACGUCCUUUGCAAUGGUGUGGGGUUUUUUUGCACUGAGCAUGCUAACAGUGCUCACUGGUUUACUGAUAUAACACUGACAAAGCGGGACGAUUGUUGGCAAUAUUCGGCACGUUUUCGCUGAAAAACAAUCAAGCGGCUUAUCAAUGAGAUUGAGAUCUAAUGUCUUUAAGUGGCGUCUUAAUUGAUUUGACUUCCAACUGUCCGCUAUAAUCAUUUUUAGACACAGUAAACAGUGGUUUUCCUCAUCUACCAGUAACUCCCACUGUAUUAAAAGUCAAAGCCAAAAGGCAAACGGCCCGAAAAAAGCGCAUUCUCGGUGGCCGAGGGAGAACCGUAGGUGAGGGCGGUCGUUGUGACGAUCCCAAGCCGAAAAUGGCACUUCUCAGGCGGACACCUGAGAACCGGAGAAGACGGUGGGUAGCUGCGUGAGUCCGGCCGAAAAACGGCUUUCGAAAACAGCGCACAACUCUUCAUAUCUCUUCUGUCCUCUUGCUUAGUUCAAAAAUACUUCGUGCACUCUGAAAAUGAGAGCGCCACUGCCACCCACUGAGUGGAUGUGCAAGUACACUUUAUUCUAGUACGGCAAAAAAAAAAAAAAAAAAGCAUGUUCCCCGAGGUCGCAUGCGCCUCCCCUGGCAUCGCUCUGCGCCCCCCCCCACUACUUGAGAAGUACUGACCUACAGAGAGCUGGGACCACAGUAACAAAGGCUACUAUCAGUAACACAAUGCGCCGCCAGGGACUCAAAUCCUCCACUGCCAGAUGUGUCCCCCUGCUGAAGCCAGUACACGUCCAGGACCGUCUGCGGUUCGCUAGACAGCAUUUGGAUGAUCCAGAAGAGGACUGGGAGAAUGUAUUAUGGUCAGAUGAAACCAAAAUGGAACAUUUUGGUAGAAACACAGGUUCUCGUGUUUGGAGGAGAAAGAAUACUGAAUUGCAUCCGAAGAACGCCAUUCUCACUGUGAAGCAUGGGGGUGGAAACAUCAUGCUUUGGGGCUGUUUUUUUGCAGAGGGACUAGGACGACUGAUCUGUGUAAAGGAAAGAAUGAAUGGGGCCAUGUAUCGAGAGACUUUGAGUGAAAAUCUCCUUCCAUCAGAAAAGGCAUUGAAGAUGAGACGUGGCUGGGUCUUUCAGCAUGACAAUGAUCCCAAACACACACCCAGGGCAACAAAGGAGUGGCUUCGUAAGAAGCAUUUCAAGGUCCUGGAGUGGCCUAGCCAGUCUCCAGAUCUCAACCCCAUAGAAAAUCUGUGGAGGGAGUUGAAUGUCCGUGUUGCCCAACGACAGCCCCAAAACAUCACUGCUCUAGAGGAGAUCUGCAUGGAGGAUUGGGCCAAAACACCAGCAACAGUGUGUGAAAAGCUUGUGAAGAGUUACAGGAAACGUUUGGCCUCAGUUAUUGCCAACAAAGGGUACAUAACAAAGUAUUGAGAUGAACUUUUGGUAUUGACCAAAUACUUAUUUUCCACCAUGAUUUGCAAAUAAAUCCUUUAAAAAUCAAACAAUGUGAUGUUCUGUUUUUUUUUUCACAUUCUGUCUCUCAUGGUUGAGGUUUACCCAUGUUGAC